Lytechinus pictus (painted urchin) is the source of this 26622-nucleotide messenger RNA. RefSeq lists its product as uncharacterized. Gene Ontology annotation, molecular function: signaling receptor binding; calcium ion binding. Gene Ontology annotation, cellular component: cell surface; extracellular region. The record is from RefSeq and is a predicted model, not a curated record. The transcript has 161 exons. Bases 1 to 24720 code for a protein of 8239 amino acids. Gene Ontology annotation, biological process: anatomical structure development. Lineage: Eukaryota; Metazoa; Echinodermata; Echinoidea; Temnopleuroida; Toxopneustidae.
AUGGACUACCAAUGGCAAUCCUACACAGGCAACUGGCAGCUUGUUAGAAGGACUACAAUCAGCGCACCUAGGUACGUCUCUGGCUACCAGACACCCCGGCAGAACGGUGGCAAUCAAAACCCCACUAACACUGGCGGUAGCCGGACAGUCGUCCACACCACUGGACAGAUCCCCUCCAGGACGUCCAUCCACACCACCGGCCAGGUCAUCAGGCAGAACAUCGGUAGAGGAUCAGUCCAGACCUCCGCCCUGAACAGUCCCAGGACUGGGGUGAUCUCCUACCAGCAGAUACUGUCCAGACAGAACCCUUCAUCGUCAUCGUCCUACAGCUGUAGGUCCAGGGGGUGUGACUAUAGAUGUCAGGUCGGAAGCAACGGUCAGGUCCAGUGUAUCUGUCCACCAGGUUAUAGACUUGGUACAGACCAGAGGAGCUGUGUAGAUGUUGACGAGUGUGGCCGAUAUCCUGGUCUUUGCCAGCAAGGAUGCCAGAAUACUCUUGGAGGAUACCGCUGCAUCUGCUCAAGUGGGAUGCUUACCGCUAACAGGAGGACAUGCUCUGGGGGAUGCCAGAGCUGUAAUUCCAACAUCAGACCCAAUCCAAGACCCGAUCCGAGACCAAACCCGCAGCCGAACCCAAGACCGUACCCGUUUCCCAAUACAAACACCAAUUCCAAUCUUAAUCCAAACCCCAACCCAGGAUCGUCCUGCCCACCCGGUUUUGUGCAGAGGAGAACCGCAGAUGGCAUUCAGUGUGUUGAUGUGAAUGAAUGUCAGAAUUCACAGUGCGACCAGCGGUGUGUGAAUACAGAAGGAGGAUACAGCUGUGAAUGUGGAACUGGGUUUACACUCUCACCGGACAAACAAAGAUGUAUAGAAGGAGGAUACAGCUGUGAAUUUGGAACUGGGUUUACACUCUCACCGGACAAACAAAGAUGUAUAGAUGUUGAUGAGUGUCGACAGAGCCAGUGGCAGCCGUGCCAUCAUAACUGUGAGAACACCGCCGGUAGCUACAGGUGCUCCUGUAGGCAAGGGUUCAGACUGCAUAUGAAUGGAAGGUCAUGUAUCGAUAUCGAUGAGUGCAGGCAGAAUGGAGGGCCAAGUGUUUGUCAUCACAUGUGCCUCAACACCCAUGGUAGUUACACCUGCCAGUGUAGACAAGGGUUUGAACUCCAAGAAGACAGCAUGACUUGUGGAGAUAUUGAUGAGUGUGCCAGUCUUCCCCAUGGGUGCACAGGAAAGUGUAUUAACACCAUUGGGUCGUAUCACUGUAACUGUGCAAAGGGCUACUCCAGUAUUGCUGGGAGAUGUGUCGAUUUGAACGAAUGCAGAACGGCUAAUGGUGGAUGUCAACAUCUAUGCAUGAACACAGAAGGAAGCUACUUCUGUACCUGCCGAACGGGCUACUCUCUUAGAUCAGACUCUAGGACCUGCUCAAGUAUGAAUGCUUGCGAGAGGUAUGGUGCUGUUUGUGAGUUCGGUUGUGAUGAGGUUGCAGGCUCAUACAGAUGCAGAUGCCCCGAGGGAUUCCAGCUUCAUAGUAAUGGACAGAACUGCGUUGACAUCAACGAGUGUUCCCAGGAGAGGGGUCUGUGUCACUACCAGUGUAUCAAUACCAAGGGUUCCUACCGGUGUCUUUGCCCUCCUGGGUACGAGCUUGGCCUGGAUGGCAGGAUGUGUACUGAUGUGAAUGAAUGCCUUCAGGAUCACGGAUGCCAGUUUGGUUGCGAAAACACGGCCGGUAGCUUCCGAUGUACGUGUCCUCCUGGAUACGAAGGACUCGGAUACGCAGACUGUCAGGCCCCCAGUGAAUGUACAGAUGGAUUGUGUUCACACAAAUGUAUCAACACAGCAGAUGGGUUCAGAUGUCAAUGCCCUUCAGGCUUGAGAUUACAUGACAAUGGAAGACAUUGUGAAGAUGUUGAUGAAUGUGCCACGCCCACUCAGGGAGGCUGCCAGCACAACUGUCGUAACACCCUUGGUAGCUAUGUAUGCUCCUGCGAGGAAGGUUACCUGCUUCAUGUGGACCAGAGGCAGUGCACCCCAGGACCAGACUGUACCACCUGCGAUAACUGCCCCAGGGGCGAGAGACUCAACCACGAGACUGGUCUUUGCCAAGAUCUGAAUGAGUGCAACGUGGCCAACGCAGGAACCACCAUGCCCUGUCGAGACCCCCGCUGCCCUGAUGGACCAGAGCCCAAGUGCAGCCAUUCCUGCGUCAACACCCCAGGGGGCUACUACUGCACCUGUCCCCCAGGUUACACUCUUAGCCCCGAUGGACACACCUGCUUUGAAGUACCCAGAUUCCCUAUGUGUAGCCCAGAUUGUGUGAACGGGGGUACCUGCCGCUAUGCUCCACAUUGCACCGGCAUGUCAGCUUGUCCCACAGCAUGUGCCUGUCUCUGGGGUUUCUUUGGCCCUGCUUGUGAAUAUGGUGAGCACCCUCCGUUUUUGUCAUUCGUUCUACGGAGCAGUGUUGGGACUGAGACAGUAUCAGAUGAGAUAGAGAUUAAGACCGAGACAAUUUUCAUCUACAUGAGCAUGAGCUUCUCGGAUUCCUCCCUAGAAGAGCUCGAAAUGGCCGCUGAACAGGUGUCCAACACUGGGGUUUUAUUCCCCAUCAGCGGUAAUGUAGAAAGUGGAAACGGAGAAAGUUCCCUCGUGGGUUCUAAGAAGGGUGGAACCGUGGAUCCGAGUCCACGUGCCCAUGGGGGUGGAGCCGUGGAUGCGCGUCCACGUCCCCCAAUUAAGAAGGGUGGAACCGUGGAUACGCGACCACGUGCCCGCAAGAUGAUAGCCCAGGUCUCCGCGCCGGAGCCUGAACCAUUUUCGGGGAGCGUCGUACUAGCUCAGAAAACGACGACUCCUCUAGGGCUACCGGACCCACCGGCUAUCGGGUCACCUAAAGACCGGGGGGAGAGCAGCCUCUCCGCCCGGCACAAGAGACUAGGCUCGAUGCCGUUUCAGACUCCCCAAGGGAGCAUCGGCAAAGGGCUAUCAGCCCCUAGUCGCAGGAGACAGCAUAGCCCGACCCCGUCGGACUCUAGAUUUAACCUUACUCCGUCAGAUUCUGCGGAUCGUUCUUCUCGGUCAACGAGCGCUCCCCGUGGGAGAGCUAAGACGAAGAGAUCAAAAUCCGCACAGCCUCCUGCCCCUUCUUCUGUGCCUCCACCGGAGCCACCGAAGAAGAAGAAAAAGAAGGAGAAGAAAUCCGCGGCCGCUACGCCCGUGAGUUCUCAGGCUCGGCCGACCUCGGGGUUUCUUCCCCGUGAGUCCGACCAUGGCACACGCCGCCCGAGCUUUUCACGGGCGCCUGCUACCCUCGGGGCUCCGCCCGGCGAGGAGACUUGGGUCGGUUCCCCCCCUCUAGAGGCGGAACAAGCCCUAUCAGAGGACGAGUUCAAUCCCGAUCCUCCGGGUAGCCCAGCCCCCCAACCGGCGGGCAGUAGGGCUCAGGACGCCACAGAGAUCCUCCAUAAAUAUCUCCCACAUAUCUACCCUCCAGACGAGCCGGUAGAGGGAGAUUUGGACUCUCUCUUCUUCCCACAGCCUCAGAAAACCCCACAGGGUAUUCCGCUCACUAAUGACUUUAAGGCUGCAUACGAAAGGGCGGCCGCACAGGCUAGCGUGCCUGCCGCCCAGGGAAGGAAGCCGGUAGCCUUCGGAAAGGGUUUUGCCUUCUCCAAGGAGGAUACCGAGGCGUUUUUCACUCCCAAAACGUUUUCUCCCCAGCUUAACCGCAUCGGGGCACGUUUGGGGACACGCUUCUCUUCCAAUCACUUUGCUACUGUGGAGAAAGCGGAUGUUAGAUAUGAGGCCUUGUCUCGUUCAGCCCUCAGACUCACAGCCUUCCUCGGGGCCUUGCUCGGCUUGCGAGCACAGUCCUCUGAACUGGAAGUGUCAGCCAACGACAGUGUCCUUCUUGAUGAGGCACUUUUGUCCUUGGUAGGCGAGCUCUGGAUGCAGCUAGCUACUACAGCCACUACUGCAUCCAACUCGCGCAGAACUCGCGUCCUUAACAGACUGGGCAUCGCGUCCAAGGACUUGCUUGAGUUCCUCCCAGGCGUUCCCCAAUCGAACAAACAUUUGUUCGGGGGCGAGGUGGCCUCUCUUCUAAAAGAAGAGAUCGAAGGACGCAAACAGGCCUCGGAGCUUCUCAAAGAGCUCAAGGCCUCGCGCCCGACGGCUCCACCGACGAAGAAAUCGACCUCCAAGGCUCGACCUUCUUCUCGCCCCGUGGUGACUCCACCCCAACCCCGUGCACACGCUCCGCCUAAUCACAGAGCUCGCACUAGACCUCCGAAUGGAAACACUAGCAUCCAUUCUGCCGUCUCUGCAGGCAUCGGAUUGGGCCGCCUCCCUAGAUCUCAGGGACGCCUACUUCCAUAUUCCAAUUCAUCCCGCAUCACGGGACCUAUUGGGUUUUCGCUUCAACGGAGCGACUUACAGGUACCGGGCAAUGCCCUUCGGUUUACGCCCGGCACCCAGAGUCUUCACCCGGGUGGUCACAGCAGUGGCCGCCCACCUAAGAGAACGGGGGCUCAGACUCUUCGUUUAUCUAGACGAUUGGCUGUUGGUUGCAAGUUCAAAGGCCAGACUUCUGUCCCACUUGUCCCUCCUCCUGCGGAUCACCCAGGAGUUGGGAUUCGUAGUCAACUGGGAGAAAUCGGACCUAUCACCUUCCCGCGUACCCACAUACUUGGGCGCGGUUCUAGACUUGCCAAACCAGAUCGCUCGGCCAAGCCCCGACAGAGUUCGGGCAAUCGUCGCUCUGGCCCGCUCUCUCAGAGAGCGAAGCUUCGUGAAGGCUCGCACGUGGCUGAGAUUACUCGGGUUCAUGGCAAGCCUUGUCGACAUUCUACAAGAUUGUCGCCUGCUUAUGAGACCCUUUCAGAGAUACCUCCUGUACUAUUACAGACCGAGCGUAGACUCUCUGCUUCUUCGGAUCCCCUUAUCACGGGAGAUCCGUCUCAGCUUGGCCGCCUGGACACAUACGUCCUUUGUAGCGAGGGGCAAACCCUUUCGCACUCCCCUCCCAUCAGCCGCUCUGACCACAGAUGCGUCGCUUACGGGAUGGGGCGGCCAUUGUGCGGGGGAGAUGGUCUCGGGGGUCUGGUUACCUCAACGCACCUUACCUCAUAUCAAUGUGUUGGAGAUGAGGGCUGUCAUCAAUUCCCUUCAGCAUUUCCGACACAGGUUAGUCGAUCGAACGGUCUUGAUUCGCACAGACAACAAGUCAGUUGCAGCGUACAUCAAUCGCCAAGGCGGCACCCGAUCAAGCUCUCUCAACGUCCUAGCUGCGGAGCUCUGGGAGUGGUGCCACCGUGCGAAGAUCGUUCCAGUUGCCUCGUAUAUACCAGGCAGCGACAACCUGAUAGCCGAUUUUCUGUCCCGGGGCCGGUGCCUACCAUCCGAAUGGUCGCUCCACCCGGAGAUAUUUCAGUCUAUCCAAGUCCACUGGGGACCCCUGGAAAUAGACUUGUUUGCCACGGCUCUCAACCGGAAGCUGCCGAUGUUCUGCUCUCGUGUCAACGAAACAGAAGCAACUUCCCUGGAUGCAUUCUCCAUUCAUUGGGGGGAUCGGAGGUGUUAUGCGUUUCCUCCGUUCCACCUAAUACCGCAGGUAUUGAGGAAAGUGAAGGAAGAUCAAGCUUGGCUUCUUCUAGUGGCCCCCAAUUGGCCAAGGAGGCACUGGUUCCCGCAACUCCUCGAACUGUUGGAGGGGGACCCGCUCACACUUCCUCUGAGAUCAGACAUAGUAUCUCAACCUCUGUCGGGGAUCACGCAUCCUCGGCCAGUGGUCCUCCACUUAACCGCAUGGCUGUUAUCGGGCAAGACGCAAAAGCUCUAGGCCUUUCUGAUCGUGCCUCUCAAUUGGUAAUACAGAGUCGCAGAAACUCGACUCUUGACCUUUACAAUUCUCGGCUGGGCCGAUUUGCAGAUUGGUGCACUGCGCGGUCUGUUGACCCUCGCAAUGCCUCUCUUGCCGCGAUCGCGGAUUUCUUUGUUCACCUUUUCGACAUCGGUCGUUCGCUUUCCACCAUCAGGGGUUUCCGGUCGGCUAUUGCUGCGUUUCAUUCCGGAUUCCCAGAUGGCUCUAACGUCUCAAAUUCCAGUCUACUCUCUAGACUGAUGAGAGCGUUUUUCUUAAAGCGACCGCCGAAGAAAAGACUGACUCCUUCCUGGAGUCUUCCGGCUGUGCUUAACGCUCUGGCUAAGCCUCCGUUUGAGCCUCUAGCAAAGAGCUCCUUGCAUGAUUUGUCUAUCAAAACUGCCUUCUUAAUUGCUGUAGCAUCUGGUCAAAGACGCAGCUCUAUUCACGCUUUGACUACUUCCCCCGGUCACAUCCGGUGGGAACGGCGUGGAGUCCGCUUGAUUCCCACACCGUCCUUUAUUGCCAAGAACCAGACUGCCACCUCUGGUUCGAUCGAGUUCUUCCUAGCUCCCCUAUCAGAUCUUUCCUCGGUUACUGAGGACAAAGUCUGGUGCCCGGUCAGGGCCUUGAAAUGGUACCUGGAUAGAACUAAGACACUUCGCAACUCUGACCAGUUGUUUGUCACGUCGCGCGAGCCGUUUGCGGCAGCGUCACGAGACACCAUCUCCCGCUGGAUCGUUGAAGCGAUCAAAUCGGCUGGUGAUGAUGCUCUCCUUUCAGACACUAGGCCGAGAGCCCAUGACACUCACUUAACUGUUUGUGAAAUUCCCCCUGGUGUGUAUAUAUUUGCAGGUGAAAACCCAGAAGUCUGUCAACCACCCUGUCUAAAUGGAGGCUCUUGUGUGGAGGGAAGGUGUGUUUGUCAACCAGGUCUAACAGGAAGAACAUGUGCCACUGAUAUCAAUGAGUGUCUGCAACGAGACCUUUGCCAGUAUCAAUGCAGAAACACCUUCGGUAGCUACGCCUGUAUCUGCCCGGCCGGCUCUAAUCUCAAUGCUGAUGGUGUCACAUGCAGUAGUGUUGGAUGCUUCCCAGAGUGUAUGAACGGAGGUGUAUGUAACAAUAGCAGGUGUAUCUGUCCAAGAGGAUACACAGGGGCUACAUGCUUCCAAGAUGUGGAUGAGUGUUCUAAUCAGAAUGGAGGUUGUGAGCACAUCUGUAGGAAUAUACUAGGCAGCUAUGUCUGCUUCUGCCCUCUUGGAUCAACAGUCAACCCUGAUGGACAUACGUGCUCAGGCGGUCAAUGCUUCCCACCGUGUCAGAACAAUGGAACCUGUGUCAAUAGACGAUGUGUGUGUCCACCUGGAUUCCAAGGACCAACAUGCCAGUACGAUGUGAAUGAAUGCAUCGUAACGGACAUGAGUCCUUGCAGUGUUCAAUGCGUCAACACCUUUGGCAGCUAUCAUUGCACAUGCCCAGUAGGAUACCAGCUAGGAGCUGAUGGUCGAUCAUGUACUCUACCUUGCGGAAGGGAGUGCUUGAAUGGCGGCACCUGUAAUAGAGGGGUGUGUCAAUGCGCCCCAGGAUUCACAGGGUUGGACUGCAGUCGGGAUAUUGAUGAGUGUGCAAGUGGAUUGAACCGCUGUCCUGAUGCUUGUCAGAACACCUAUGGCAGCUACAGAUGUUCCUGUCCUCUAGGGUUCCAGAUCUCAACUGAUGGAACUGGAUGCAUUGAUUUUGAUGAAUGCCAGGCAGAAGGAUUACAGUGUGCACACCGAUGUACCAACCUACCCGGAAGCUAUGCCUGUACCUGUCCCAUCGGACAACGCCUUGGACCUGAUAGAUUCUCUUGUAUCGAUGUCCCCUGCAUUCCGCCAUGUGUGAAUGGAGGUCAGUGCGUGAGAGGGGCGUGUCAGUGCCCCAUUGGGUUCAUAGGGGAAGACUGCAGCCAGGAGAGACCAUGUGAUGAUGUGUGCCGCAAUGGAGGAUUCUGCUACCAAGGGGCAUGUCAGUGUGGUGCAGGAUUCACCGGGGAGUUCUGUCAGACAAGAGUGUGUGAGCCAGCUUGUAUCAAUGGAGGGGUGUGCAAUGCAGGGGUAUGCCAAUGCCCUUCAGGGUUCAGCGGACUCUUCUGCCAGGAAAGAGUGUGCGAUCCGCCCUGCAUGCAUGAUGGCACCUGUGUUGGGGGUGUGUGCAUCUGUCAGCCAGGAUUUACAGGAAAAGUGUGCCAAGAUUUAGAUUGCAUCCGACCCUGCCAAAAUGGAGGAACAUGUAACUUUGGAGCAUGUGUGUGUCCCACUGGAUAUGAGGGUAUAGCAUGUGAAUUAGAAACUUGCAACCCCCCUUGUCUGAAUGGAGGAACAUGUUUCCAAGGCAACUGUGUUUGUCCACUCCACUACUCUGGACUUCAGUGUGAAAGCAGAGAAUGCUGGCCCCUGUGUCAAAAUGGAGGAGUCUGCCUGGAUGGAUUAUGUGAAUGCCCCUAUGGAUAUCUUGGCCAGUAUUGCCAAAUUAGAUUGGCUGGAUGUGAACAGAGACCUUGUCAGAAUGGAGGGACCUGUGUGAACGGAACCUGUAUAUGUCAUGCAUCUUACUCAGGCCCAUUCUGUAGCAUUGUUGCAAUCACUCCCUGCGAUCCACCAUGUUUCAAUGGAGGUGUUUGCCUCAAUGGCGUGUGUGAAUGUGAGGAUGGAUCGACUGGUCAGUUCUGUCAGCACUCGGCAAGCCUUGAGGCAUUCAAUAUCCACAUCUACCCCAACCCUAACAACGAUCACAUGGUCGGGAAGACCGUGGGCUUCAUCUGUGAGACCAACUCAACCAGUAUGUCAAACAUCCCACAGUGGUAUGACCAGAAUGAUAUGCCUAUCCUCAGCAGAACAGAAGCUCCUGGCCGCCGAAUCUACUAUGAACCGAUUGCUCAGAAUGCUUCCUACCUUAUUGUGAAAGAACUCAAUGAUAAUGACAGAGGGCGCUACGUAUGUGCUGCUGGCCUGACAAUGCGUCUUGCAAUGACCCUAGUGGUCUAUGUCCCCCAGUGUCAAGAGCCUUGUCUUAAUGGUGGAACUUGCUUCAACAAUAUUUGCAUGUGUCGCAGUGGAUUUGAAGGACCACGCUGUGGAAUAGAGAUGGAUCGUUGUCCUGCCUGUGCCAAUGGUGGGUACUGCAUCAACUACAAAUGCAUCUGUCAAUAUGGCUUUGUGGGAACCAUGUGUCAAAUAUCAGUUGGGGAGGAGUAUUACGUGAGACUGACUAUUCCUUCGGACCAGUCCCCUACUGUUGGAGGGAUGGUGACGGUGAUCUGCGAGGUGGUUGGGUGGUCACCCACUGCUGGCCUUCCGGAGAUCACCUGGGUCCUCCCUAGCGGACAGACCAUCUUCAAUAGACAAGUUGUGAACAUAGGGUCCAUGGCCCAGCAAGGCCCGUCAGUGGAGGUACUGUCAGCCACAGCAUCCAGACUGACCCUGAUUAACUUCCAGCCACAACUCUCAGGCAACUACAACUGCAGCGUAGGCGGAGAGGUUGCUUCCAUUCUCUUGACUCUUGAAUGUUGGCCAGAGUGCUUGAAUGGUGGGACAUGCUUCAAUGGGAAAUGCUUGUGUUCAGCAAACUUUAGAGGAGAGCGUUGCGAGGUCCCGGUUGGUGGAUUGGUGGGUCAAUGUUUGAUACCAUGUGCUAGUGGUGGUACCUGUAUCUUUGGACAGUGCGUUUGCCCUGAUGGUUACCAUGGCGACUACUGUGAGAUGGGAGAGCCAGAGAUGAGCUGUAUCCAGGAUUGCUUGAACGGAGGAAGUUGCAUCAAUGGGCUCUGUGUCUGUCCGGAUGGAUACGUGGGCUUCGCCUGUGAAAUACCAAUCUGCUUCCCAUCCUGCCUGAAUGAGGGUGUAUGCUACCAAGGACGUUGCGUAUGUCAGCAAGGGUAUGAAGGCAUCAGAUGCGAAUUUGAAACAUGUUUCACACCCUGUAGCAAUGGAGGAACAUGCGUGAACAGGAUCUGUGAAUGUGCUCAAGGAUUCGGUGGACCCUCCUGUGAAGUGUCUUUAAUCAUCAUUCCUGGCCAGACUGUGAUAGAGAGGGACAACACUGUGUCUUUCACCUGUAUCUAUGAUGCUAACCCAUCCGCUUCACCAAUCUGGUAUGGCCCUGAUGGGACAGUGGUUCCUGCAAUAUCAUUAGUACGAGGUGAUCUAGGAUCUGGAUACUCUGUGUUCGUAGAGGAACUCUAUGGCCAAGGCGUAAGACUCACUAUCCCAAGCAUGGGUCCAGGUUUCCAAGGGAUAUAUACUUGCCAGUUUGGAGGCAUAAUCAACCAAGUCAACGUUAGUCUGGAAAUCACAAAUGGAGCGUCUACCAUUGCACCUCUGACGGGGGCCACUUUGCCCCUCUUGGUCAUCACGACAGCCCCGCCCACCGUCACCCCGCCACCUGCCACGCCCAGUUCGAACUCGUGUACGUUGAUACAGUCAGAUAUAUGUAAUAUUCUACCGUAUCGGUACGCCUCGUUUCCCAACACAUUCGCCAGGGAUGCCGAGAUUGCUCACCUGAUCAUCUCAUCACUCACUCUGUAUUUUGAUGAAUGCUCUGCCAAUGCGACCUUUGCUCUCUGCUACUUGUUCUACCAACCCUGCGAUGCUGCUAACGUCAUGUGUGCCGACGUUUGCGAGAUUGCACAGAAUCACUGCCACCCAUUUGCGAGCCGGAUGUUGACGGUCUACGGCAUGACCGUGACGAGGAACAUGCUGGAACUCUGUGCCAGCCUACCUGAUACAGACUGUAUAAGACCAGACCCGAGGCCUCCUCCAGAGAGCACUGGCUGUCCUGGUGAAUGUUUGAAUGGUGGAGAGUGUCAGGAUGGCAGCUGCUUGUGCCCUCUUGACUUUACUGGAGAACUAUGUGAAACAGAAUUGACUACAGAGAAUGUGUUCCAGAUCGUCAUCACAUCAGACUACGAAGGCAUUGUCUACGAGGGUCUGAACAUAACCGUUUUGUGUGAAGUCCAAGGUUCAAAUCUUCUCAACUAUCCAGUCUGGACUGGUCCAAACGGGCAACAGGUCUUACCGCAGCAACCUGGUGUCUCCGAUCGGAUCUAUGUUGACCAGGUCUCCUCUAACACCAUGCGUCUUGUCAUCAAUAAUGUCCAGGCCACCGAUGAAGGUAGCUACUUCUGUAAUGUUGGUUUGCAAUCAGCUCCAUACACCCUCUACAUUACAGUACCAGACUGCCUACUGGAUCCUUGUCUGAAUGGAGGCUCUUGUGAGGGUGGAGAAUGCCAAUGUCUUGUAGGAUUCAGGGGGCCACGAUGCGAAGAGCCAGUGGUAGUGGAAUAUACCAUCACCAUCAUACCAACACCUAGUGGUGAGAUACCCAUUGGUAGUGAUCUGAGUUUCCUCUGUCAGGUUCAGGGUGCCGACGUCACACCGGUAUGGCUUCACCCUGAAGGGUUUGCCAUCCAAUCAAGGUCACCCAAUUCCACUUUUUUCACCGAGGCAAUCAGCGAUAACACGGUCCGCCUGGUCCUAACUAAUAUCAGACCGGUAGAUUCUGGGUCGUAUCUCUGUCUCCUUGGUACCAGCUUCAAAGAAAUCAACAUCACUGUUCAAUCUGGACCGAGGUUCAACGUGAUUGUUACAUCAAAUUUCACUGUGCCACCCACCCCAGGAGCAGACCUUAUCUUCAUCUGCGAAAUGUCUCGACCCGACACUUCUACGUCCCCUAUCUGGUAUCAUCCCGAUGGUAGCCCUAUUAUUUCACGAACAAUUGGAACAGGAAUAAGUCGGGUUUACUCUGAGAGCAUCUCCUUGUCCGCUACCAGACUGAUCAUUCUUGGUGCCACUGAGUCGGAUCAAGGAAUAUAUACCUGUAGAGCAAGGCCUCUUUCUGCUACCCUCAAUAUCACAUUGAUUGAUGAAGGCUGUUAUCCAGCUUGCUUGAAUGGAGGAACAUGUAUUGGAGGUGAAUGCCUGUGCCAGUAUGGCUAUGAUGGGGAGAUCUGCGAGAUAAGAGUUGGUCAAGAGGUCUGUUACCUUCCUUUCUGUCUCAACGGAGGGACGUGUGACAGAAGCAUCUGCUACUGCUUCCCAGGAUUUACAGGACAACACUGUGAAAGCAGAAUUGCCACAGAGUAUAACAUAACCAUCACUACAGACUUUGAUCGGAGGCCGCUAAUUGGCGAUGAGCUCAUGAUAAUGUGUCAAGUCCUGUCAGAUAGAUUGUCUUAUCCUCAGCCGGCUUGGAUUGGGCCAGAUGGAAACAUUGUCCCUUCACUUGCAGCAGGUGCCUCAAGCCAUGUCUUCACUGAGUUUGUCGGACCAGGUUCCACAGCCCUUCAUAUAAGAGGAAUCCAGGCGUCGGAUGAAGGCCUGUAUACAUGUGAGGUUGACAUGAGUACACAGACUAUCACCAUUACUAUAGAAUAUAAUGAAUGCGUACCUUCCUGUCUUAAUGGAGGCACUUGUGUGGAGGGUGUGUGUAUCUGUACUGAGCAGUACCUUGGAAUCAUCUGCCAGGAAGAAGUCCCUCAGCCCUGCAACCUCCCCUGUCAGAAUAAUGGACAUUGCUAUGGUGGGCGUUGCCAUUGUGCGACAUUCUUCACUGGAGAAUACUGCCAAACAAGAGUUGGGAAUAACUUUGAGAUUACCAUCAAUACGGUGACCUUUGAACCUCCGAGUGUUGGUGACAAUGUGAGGCUCUCAUGUACUUACAUUGGUGAGGCAGGAAACCAGCAACCGACUUGGAUAAACCCUGGCGGAGAACUAAUCAGGCGACUUGACCAGGGUGGCAGCAGACACUUGAGUGUUGAGGAGGAAUCAGCGAUGACAACAACAUUGGUCAUAAACAACAUUAUAGAGACAGACUCUGGCAUCUACACGUGUACAGUUGGAGAAUAUGACAAUGAGUUUGACAUCACUAUACGGGAAGCGGAGUGUGUCCCAAGAUGUGAGAAUAACGGUCUAUGCAGUAUGGGCAUGUGUAUGUGCACUGAAGGAUUUGGAGGAUUGGCUUGUGAAUUCCAGAUUACCGAAUGCGAUUUCCCCUGUGCAAAUGGAGGAACCUGUAGCAAUGGCCAGUGCAUCUGUCACCCAGAAUUUGAUGGCUCAUUCUGCCAAAACAGGAGGUACGUUGAUGAAGGUAUCCAGAUCAGCAUCACUCCACAUGUUCCUAGGCUUCCUCCUGUUGGUACGGAUCUACAGCUCAUCUGUGAGAUAGACAACCCUCAAGGUUUCCAGAGACCAGUCUGGCUCAAACCAAAUGGAGAACGUGUUAUACAGGAUCUAAACCUCUUCUGUGAGAUAGACAACCCUCAAGGUUUCCAGAGACCAGUCUGGCUCAAACCAAAUGGAGAACGUGUUAUACAGGGUGAUGCUUCUCACAUCAACUCUAGGGCUUUAUCCCCAAGUGCAACACAACUCAACAUCCGAAUGGUGGAGAGAGGAGACUCUGGCAUCUAUACCUGUGUUAUUGGAUCAUACACAAACACACUCACUGUAAUCUUUUACAAAAUGCCCUGUAUACCAGAGUGUCAAAAUGGAGGGUCAUGUUCAGAUGGCAUUUGUCUGUGUGCUCCAGGAUACACUGGCUAUCAGUGUGAACACAGAGAGUGCAUGCCUGCCUGUAUUAACGGAGGAUCGUGUGUGAACGGAGAUUGUGAGUGCAGCCCAGACUAUGAGGGCCAAUUCUGUGAGAAUGUCAGGAAACCUGUGACAAUCCGUUUUACACCAAGCAUCAGUGACAUGCCUGUAAUUGGUGAUGAUCUGACGGUGGUUUGUGAGAUUAUUGGUAUGACCGACCUGACUGAACCUCGCUGGAUUGGUCCUUUGGGAAACCCCCUUCCUGUAUUUGGAACAGCUCCUAACCAGCGCGUCGGAGUGCAGUACUCAUCCGGAACGGCAACCACGCUGGUACUGAACAAUCUCCAGUCCAGAGAUGCAGGCAUCUACACAUGUACUCUAGGACCUCUGAUCAGCUAUUUCACCAUCACCGUAGCUGCACAAGUGGAUUGUUCUGUGAUCUGCCACAACGGAGGAAGUUGUGUAUCUAACCAAUGUAUCUGCCCAGAAAACUUCAAUGGACCACAUUGUGAACGAAGGGUCGGGCCAGAUUAUGUCAUCACAGUGUCCCCACCACUAGACCAGCAACCCAUUGUUGGAAACGAUAUCAGCUAUGUAUGCCAGAUCGCCACCACCAGCAACUAUCCUCGUCCUGCCUGGACGUCCCCAGGAGGUGUGGCUGUCUUACCCAUUGGACAAGGUGGAUCUGAUCACUUGAAUGUCCAGUAUCUGUCUGAUCACGAGUCACGUCUGGUCAUUCAAGACCUCACACCUAAUGAUAAUGGAAUAUAUACCUGCUACAUUGGAACGCUCACCAACUCCGUUGUCAUCUCGGUUGAAAUCCCAGAUUGUCCUGGCCCAUGUCAGAAUGGUGGAACUUGCUCAGGGGGAACUUGUGUUUGUCCUAAUGGAUUCACAGGAGUAUUGUGUGAUAGACCAGCAUACACCAUUCAAAUCCGACCUGUCGGUCAGGCCAACACUAGAAUUGGUGGAAACAUCAGGAUGUCAUGUGAGAUAGAGGGCGCUAGACCGACGUACCUUCAACCUAGAUGGACUGGACCUGAUAACCAGCCAAUCAGCACAGACGCCAACUUGCGAGUGUUCAGCAUCGCAACCUCAACUUUGGCCAAUCAGCUUGUGAUCUCAAACCUACAGCCGGCCGACCAGGGAACUUUCACAUGUACUGUUGGACCAGUCAUUGCCACAUUCUCAAUUGUUGUCGAAGAACCCCGAUGUCCAUUACCUUGCCAGAAUGGAGGCUCUUGCGUCAGAGGAUCUUGCACCUGUCCAAAUGGGUACAGUGGUAUUGCUUGUGAAACCAGGGAUCCUCAAGAUGUCCGAAUCAAGAUCACACCCAACCGUCAAGGUGUCUCUCAGAUCGGACAGGACCUUGAGAUCCUCUGUGAGAUCCUGGGCACCAGCAUCUACCAGAAUCCGAUGUGGAAGGGUCCCUCUGGACAGCUUGUCCCAGGAGCCACAGCGGAACGGAACAACCUCAGGGUCCAGGAAGUCUAUGAAACACCAUCUGCCACCAGGUUGUACAUUAACGGGCUUAGCUCUGCCGAUAAAGGACAGUAUAUCUGCAUGGUUGGACCGGUCAUGGCAAGGUUUACACUCAUGGUGACAGCUCCAAGAUGUAACCCACCCUGCAUAAAUGGAGGAUCCUGUAGCAAUGGACGGUGUAUCUGUCCUCCUGGUUAUAUUGGAGAAUUCUGCCAAAGUCCAGGUGGUUUCUCUCUCAGCAUUCGUCAGGUAGGUAGCACCCCACCAAUACAGGGAGCCAAUCUGCGGUUCUCCUGCCAGUCUUCUGCUCCAGGUCUCCUUCAGAACCCUGUAUGGAGGGAUCCUCGAGGGCAGAGGAUCACUCACCAACAAGGAGGGUCAGAUCGUGUUUAUGUUGAGAUGAUAUCGCCGUCUGCAACAACGCUGGUUAUCAAUGACAUCUCUGCAGCCGAUGCUGGUAGCUAUGCUUGCGUCCUUGGAACAGUUACAUCAACACUCAAUAUCCAUAUCAAUGCUCGAGUGAUCCCAUGUAACCCACCCUGUCAGAAUGGAGGAACCUGUAGUGAUGGAAGAUGUGUCUGCCACCGAGGAUUCUCCGGACAGGCCUGUGAGAGAAUAGGUCAAGAAUGUAUAUUACCUUGUCAGAAUGGAGGGACCUGUAGGAAUGGUAUCUGUCAAUGUCCACCAGGGUUUUCUGGAAUUGACUGCAGAAAUGCUGAUAUCAGGAUCAUACCACCGCCAACCAACACCCUGGUCGUCGGUCAGAAUACUACCUUCGUCUGUGAGAUAUCAGACCAACUGGGUUACUUCAAUCCUACCUGGUUAGGACCUGGAGGUCGAGCUAUCAAUGUUAUGGCUGACAAUGGAAGGUACGUCGUUGAGAGGGUGUCUGACUACGUAUCUCGUCUUCAUGUAGUAAGGGUUCAGCAAAUUGAUGAGGGGGUCUAUGUCUGCACUGUUGGUAUGCUUCGUGCAUCCUUCACUGUAACCAUUGAAGCUCCUGAAUGUCCCUUGCCAUGUUUGAAUGGAGGCACUUGUGUAGGAGGAGGUUGCCAGUGCCAUGCAGGCUUUACUGGAAGGCAGUGCCAGAAUAGAGGACCACCAUUCCAGGUACGGAUCCACCCUCCAGAUACCAGCCAGUUCCUAGUGGGUCAAGACAUCACCUUCCUCUGUGAGGCGCCCCAGGGUAGCCCCUACGGAAGGCCGCAAUGGAGAGGACCUGAUGGCGUGCCUAUAAUGGCUAUCACUCAAGGAGCACCCAGACAUCUUAGCUCCCAGGAAGUUGGGUCUUACCUGACCCGUCUUGUGAUCAGAAGCCUUCGUCUGGACGAUGCAGGAACAUACACCUGUUAUGUUGGACCUCAUUCUUCAACCUUCACUAUCACAUUGGAGAGUACAGGUGGGCGACCCUGUGCUAUCCCUUGCCUGAAUGGAGGAACAUGUAUGGAUGGUAACUGUGUUUGUCCUCAGGAGUUUACUGGACCAGUGUGUGAAAGACAAGUGACGCCAUAUGCAAUCCGCAUCAUCCCACCCACGGACACGUCACCCUCCGUUGGCCAAACGAUCCGAUUCCUGUGUGAGCUUCGACAGGAGGGCCAGUACACCAGCCCCAUCUGGAGACUACCUAAUGGGCUUCCAGUCAGCCCGAGGGGAUAUAUUGGCAGUCAGCGUAUGUACACCCAGAGCACCUCUCCCCAUGCAACAACUCUCAUCAUAGAAGACAUCCAAGGCACUGAUUCAGGGACAUACUCCUGCACAGCUGGUCCUCUCACAACAUCCUUCACCAUCAGCAUAGCAGUUGAACCCACAUGCCCCAGACCUUGUCAAAAUGGAGGGACAUGUGUGAACGGAGCCUGUGUGUGCUUCCCUGACUAUACCGGAGAUCAGUGCCAACUGAGAACUGGAACUCCACCUGGGCGAUACCUCAUCACCAUCACCCCGUCCAUACGACAGAUCCCUCGCAUAGGUUCAAACUUCAACCUGGCCUGUCAGGUAUCCAGUAACAGCCCCUAUCUGGAUCCGCAGUGGAGAGGAGCCAACGGACAGCUCAUUCCAUCAGCUUCAUUGGGUGCAGUUGGGCGUUUAUACACUGUCAAGACAAGCCAGAGAUCGUCCAUCCUCUAUUUCAAUGACCUGAUGAGCUCUGAUGCAGGAAGCUACUCUUGUAGUACAGGACCACUUACGGCAACAGCUAAUAUUACAAUUAGUGGCUCUGGCGGCACAGCUUUAGAGGAACGUUGCUUCCCUCCCUGCGUGAAUGGAGCAACCUGCUCUCAAAGCAGAUGUGUGUGUUUGCCUGGUUAUAGUGGUCAAGCCUGUGAGAAUAUAGAAACCAUCCAUGUCUUGCCUGACAUACCAACACCCGACACUGAGCCCAGGAUAGGUGAUCCUCUCAGACUCCUUUGUCAGGCUCCUAUUGGAAGUACGUACGGAAACCCUAUCUGGUUGGAUUCAAACCGCCAGGCCGUACCAGGAAGAGUCUUAGGUAAUGAGAGAGUGUAUGUGGACUACCCUACACCAGGGGCUACCCGACUGAACUUUGAAGCAUUGAGCCUCCAGGAUGCAGGAAGCUACACCUGUCAAACAGGGCCUCUCACGACCAUCUAUGAGAUUGAUAUUCAAGGUAAUGAAUGUGUGGAACCUUGUCUGAAUGGAGGAACAUGUACAUCUGGAAGGUGCCUCUGUCCCAAUGGCUACAGAGGGCCACAGUGCAGAAUUCAUGAUGCCAAUGCCUAUGUGAUCCGAGUCAUACCUGUGGACCAUACCAUUCCUGUAGUGGGGGAGCAGCUGAGAGUCAUUUGUGAGGUGUCUGCUGAAAGCCCGUAUGGUGCUCCAAAAUGGAUUGAUCCGCAAGGCGAUGAAGUCAUGAGUUUUGCUCCAGGUCCUUUGGGCAAUUUGUAUACUGAAACACCUACUUCGCUGUCAAGAGAACUGGUAUUCACCAGUCUGACGGAGUCUGAUGGAGGCGUGUAUUCGUGUGUAGCUGGUCCAUUGAUGUUCAACCAUACAGUCAUUGUACAUGGACCAAAUAUGAUUGACAUCGAAGAACCUGAGAGUCCAGUCUACAACAUCGGUACCAAUGUCUCCUUCGUCUGUCAGAUUGCUGAGAACAGUCAGUACAGGAAUCCUACCUGGAUAAACCCAAGAGGCGACACUGUACAGCCGUUGGAUGAAGGAGGCAUUGCCCAUCUUCACACCGUACAGACCUCAGCGGCUUCGUCAACAUUAAACCUUGUGGGCGUGUCCCCUCUAGAUGCAGGGACGUACAAGUGUGUCGUUGGAGACUUCCAAUCGUCAGUCAAUGUCAUCGUCAAUAUUGAGGAAUGUGAACCCCCUUGUCUGAAUGGAGGAGAAUGCAUCAAUCAAGAAUGCGUUUGUCAGUUCCCUUUCACUGGACCAAUGUGUGGACAGCUGGCAUCGAUGAGGAGAUGCCUGAGACCAUGUUUGAAUGGAGCGGAGUGUGUAGAUGGUGUGUGUAACUGUCAAUAUGGAUUCACUGGUCCACAGUGUAACCAGACAGAUGAAGGCAUUGUUCGGGUGAGGAUCCCAGAUCAGGAUAAUCCAAUCCUCGGUGCCGAUGUGAGCUACAUCUGUGAGGUACCUCAGGAUAAUCCCUAUGGAUCACCAAUCUGGAUUAACCCAGAGGGACAGCAAAUCCAACCCAUGGGAUUAGGUGGUAAUGUUCACAUGAAGACUGAGCAGAUAUCCCAGUAUGCAACACGUCUCUUCAUCAUGGACAUCCAGUUAGAGGACGAAGGGCAGUACAUCUGUGUUGUAGGGCCUCUUAGAAGACUCUUCAACAUCAUCGUAGAUGAGGUCGCAUGUAUCCCACAGUGUCUCAAUGGAGGAACCUGCCUCAUGGGCAAGUGUUAUUGUCGAGAUGGCUUCACAGGACCAGCUUGUCUACAGAGAAUUCUCAUUUGUGACCCACCCUGUUUGAAUGGUGGAAUGUGCCUUGCUGGAGCCUGUAACUGCCCUGACGGAUAUGGAGGAGAAGCCUGUGAAAUGCCAGGUGUGGAUCUUACGAUCGAUGGCCCAGAGAAUGUCAUCAUCAUGGCGGGGGAUGACCUCCGUCUUGUGUGUGAGGUCAAUGACGAUACCUACGGUAGUCCUAUGUGGUUGGAUACUCAGGGAGACAAGGUUUCUGAAGGUACUCUUGAUGAAGCCAUUGGCACCUACCACCACACACACCUAAAGACAGAACUCGUCAUGUUCAAUGCUCAGGCCUUUAACUCUGGAGAUUAUUCCUGCAUGGUUGGUCCUUUCACAGAAACUAGAACAGUGCUGGUUGCAGGAGAAGAACCUGACUGUAUUCCAGUGUGCAGGAAUGGUGGGGACUGUGUGAAUGGGGUCUGCCAGUGUACAUCAGACUGGCUUGGUACUGAAUGUAAAGUACCUGCUAAUGGUUACAUUUCAAUCACACCUGACCCUGAGCUUCAACCGACACCAGGAUCAGAGAUUAGAUACCUGUGUGCGGUUCAGGAAGGAGAUCAUUUUGUACAGCGCCCUCAAUGGUUCCGCAAUGGACAACUCAUCCCUGCUCAAUUCGGUGAUGUGAGCAAUGUCUUUGUGAAUGUGUUAAACAACAUGAGUUCUGAGCUUGUGAUAAGAAACCUUGGAGAGACCGAUCUUGGUGUUUACUACUGCACCGGAGGACCUGAUGUGAAAUAUACCAAUGUCAACUAUGCUGAGAUAGAAUGCAAUCCACCCUGUGAAAAUGGAGGAACCUGUAACGAUGGAGAAUGUCAAUGCCCUGAAGGUUUCAACGGACCUACGUGCUCAAGACAAGCUGAAGACUUCAUUGUGAUCACCGAACCUCAAGGUCAAAUGUUAGAGGUUGGAGGCAAUGCAACCUUCCUUUGUGAGGUUCCCGAAAGCAGUUCUUAUGACCCGCCCCAAUGGGUCGAUUCAAGUGGUCAACCUGUUUCUCCAUAUGGACAAGGAAGCAAUAAUAGAGUCUAUACAAAAGAGAUCUCCUCCUACGCUACCCAGCUCACUUUUGAGUUCGCUCAGGCCGAGGACUCCAGCCAGUAUGCUUGCAGGGUGGGGCCAUUCACAUACGGUUACAACAUCACCUUUGAAGAUCCUGAUUGCAACCCUGAAUGUCUCAAUGGAGAGUGUAUUGAUAGGAGAUGUGUGUGCCCUAUAGGGUUAGUGGGUAUGCAGUGUAAUAUCCCAGACAAUACUUUCAUCUUGGUGAGUGAGCCACCCGGUCAGCUACCAGUCGUCGGUCAGGAUCAGUCGUAUCUCUGUGAGGUAUCCCGAGAGAAUCCAUAUGGUGUACCGGUCUGGAGAGACAGGGAGGGUAAUGUCAUCAAUCCUGCUGGACAAGGUGAAACAGCCCACAUGUACACGGAGAACCUGUCACCCUAUGCAACUCGUCUGCUCAUCAGUGAUCUGCGUCUGAAUGAUGCUGGAAUGUAUGUCUGCAACGUAGGACCUGUAGACAAACGAUUUACAAUUCUUGUUGAUCCCUUGUCUUGUGAUCAACCUUGCCUGUAUGGAGGACGCUGUGUGGAGGGAGUUUGUGAAUGUUUACCAGGCUUCUCAGGAGAGCAAUGUGAAACACCAAAUUUUGUGAUAUCGAUCGAUCAGACUCAACCAGCUUUGCCCCAGACAGGUGACAGCGUAAGCUUCGUAUGUGAAGUUGAUCACACGGCACCCUACCAGAAUCCAGUCUGGUAUGACCCACAUGGAAACAUCAUAGACCCAAGUGGUGAUUCUCACUACACCAUCAUUGCUCUGGAUCGUAAGGCAACCCGUCUUGUCAUCAAUGAACUGCAGGCUUCAGAUGCUGGGCCAUAUGUCUGCAACGUUGGGCCCGUCACUACUGAAUUCUCUGUUCAGGUUCAACCUGCCCAUUGCAGCCAGCCCUGUAUCAAUGGAGGCUCUUGUGUGCGGGGUAUGUGCGAAUGUACAGAGGAGUUCCAUGGAAGCUUCUGUCAAGUAGGAGUUAAGAGGCCGUUCUCCAUUGAGAUCCAAGGACCACCUAGGGAGAAACCAGAGAUUGGUGAUGAUCUAACUUUGAUAUGUAGAGUGUCUGAGGAAGGACAGGGCAUACCAACAUGGCUGGGACCUGAUAACCAACCUAUCGCUGGAAUACAAACUGGCCAAAGAAUCUUCUCUGAUGUGGAGUCUAAUACCGAGACAGCCUUGACCAUCGUAUCGGCGGAGUCCGGGGACGCUGGCCGUUACAGCUGUGUGGUCGGAAUGAACAGGGCUGACUAUUUGCUUUCUGUGUCAGGACCUGAAUGUAUUGUCCCCUGCUCUAAUGGAGGAACAUGCUUGGAGGGGAGAUGCAACUGUUUGGAAGGUUUCGAUGGUGUUUUCUGCCAGAAUAUCGUUACAAAUGACUACCAGCUUCGGAUCCGCAUCCAGCGUAAUAACCAGUUCCUGGUUGGGAUCAACACCAAGAUCCUGUGUGAAAUUCGGGGCAACACCAAUGAGGUCAAUCCACAGUGGAUUGGUCCUGAUGGAGAGGUCAUAAGGUCGGUCGGAAGAGGAGGUAGUAAGCACAUCAAUACUCGCAGCACCAGGAAGUCUAACCGUCUUAGCAUCAAUGAGUUGCUGGUAGAAGAUGCAGGAGAAUACACCUGCAGAGUGGGUCCCCUGGAAUCUUCCUUUGUCCUCAUCCCCAGGAGUGGAGAGUGUGAAGACAUCUGUACCAAUGGUGGAACGUGUGACAAUGGAGCUUGUCUCUGCCCAAUCGGAUUCGCAGGAAUGUCUUGUGAAAUACCAGUUGGACCAGAAGGAAUUAGAGUGAACAUCACCAUCACCUCAUCAUUGGAUCGCGAUCCAAACAUUGGUGAAGAGAUCAACUUCCUGUGUCAGGUCAGCCCCAACCCACUCUACACCAACCCAAGAUGGCAUGGACCAAAUGAUGAAGUGUUCCCAGUUGUCAACACCUUAGAUCCUUCACGGCCUCCCAUUCAUGCUGUGCAGCUGACGCCCUUGAUGACCCAGCUAACUGUUAGUAGUGUCUCUGAAGAGAUGGUUGGAAUGUAUGCUUGUACGGCUGGACCAUUGACGAGCCUCUAUCCUCUCAACAUACCACCAUCAACCUGCGAGCAGCCAUGUCAGAACAGAGGUGACUGCAUAAGGAGUCAGUGUGUGUGCAAGCAAGGUUUUGAAGGAGAGUUCUGUGAAAUAGAAGUUGAAGUGUUCUACAACAUCUCAAUAACACCCGACCAGGAACUAACGCCCUCUGUUGGUGAUAGUGUCAGUUUCUUGUGCGAAAGCGAAGGUCCAGAUGCACCACUCCCUGUCUGGUAUGAUCCCAGUGGUAACCGCAUUGCGCCCAGUAGGGCAGACAAUGAGUUUGCAUACUCCAUCAGCUCAUCAGACGAUGUGUUUACGGAAACGAUAGAGUCAUCAGAUGUGGACUUAGGUAAUCAAUUGGUACAGGUCAUUUCACGUACCCAAACUCGGCUGGUGCUCAAUGACUUGGUGGAGUCUGAUUCUGGUAUCUACACGUGUGCUGCGGAACCUAAGAGAGACACAGUGGUUGUCAACAUCUUUAUUCCUCGCUGCCUUCCCGAGUGUGAGAAUGGAGGCAGUUGCGAGAAUGGAAUCUGUGAAUGUACAGAGUCUUUCACUGGACCUCGCUGCCAAUACUCAUAUGAGACAGAUUUCAGUGUGGAAUUCAACCCCAUCCAAGACAGUCCACCGUCUGCAGGUCAGAGCUACAGCGUUGCGUGUGAGUUGAACGGACCCGUGGAGAUUGGAAGACCGAUGUGGAUAGGACCUCUGGGUCAGGAAAUAGCUCCAGUGGGACAUGGUGGUGCAGACCAUGUGCAUGUGGAGUUCCAAGGAAUGAACGUCACCACUCUUCACUUAGACAGCAUCUCAGGUGAACAAGCUGGACUUUACAUCUGUACCAUUGGACCUGUUGCUGGAGUAUACAACCUCACCUUAGCUUUACACUGCUCACCCCCAUGUAUGAAUGGAGGUGUCUGCCAGGGGGGUCGUUGUGAAUGCCCCGAGUCUCAUACAGGGGAGACGUGCAGUCAGCCAGUACCAGGAUGUCACAGCAUGCAGGCCUGCUACAAUGGAGGAACAUGCCUUGAGCAUAGGUGCUUCUGUAAGCCUGAUUUCACUGGAGAACUUUGCCAAUUCACUGUGAGCAUCGAUGCCAACCUUCGAAUAGAGCUUGAUCCAGACAAUGACUACACUGAAGGAGGGAAUGUGAGCUUCUUAUGUAUCACCAACGGACCGGAUGCUCCUCUCAAUCCAAGAUGGCGGAAAGGAGACUACCAGUAUAUCCAGUCACCAGUGUUUGGAGAAGGAAACCACAUCUUCACUUCCAGGAAGUCGGCCUUCAUCACGCAGCUGAAGAUAAUGAAUGUCAGUGUUCAGGACAGCGCUAGGUACACCUGUAAUGCUGGACCACUCCAACAGUCUAUCUCACUCACCAUCUACAACAACACCUAUCCAUGUAUCCCACGUUGUGUCAAUGGAGGGCGCUGCAUAGAAGGUAUCUGUCUUUGUCUGGAAGGAUACACCGGUGAGGCCUGUGACGAGCUAGUUCCUGAAUGUCAACCGAUGUGUGAGAAUGGUGGUGAAUGUAUAGAAGGAGAAUGUAGGUGUCCAAGAGGGUUCAAUGGAUCAGCUUGCCAAUACCAGGUUGUGGAACCCAUCUCCAUAGCGAUCCACCCAGAGGAAGGUCAAGUCUUCUAUACCGGAGAGAACAUUGCCUUCCUGUGCCUCACUCAAGGAACGUUUGCCCCAGAGAACCCCCACUGGAAAGAUCCCAGGGGUAGGGCUGUUGGCAUCAGGCAGACCAGUGUGGACCGUAUAUUCACAUUCGCUGUCAACUCCACUGCUACCCGGCUUUACAUCAGGCCUCUCGCAGAGGGAGAUGCUGGUUACUUCACCUGUGCUACUGGCCCUCUGAACAGCACUGUGUUUAUCAGUAUUGAAGAACGACCUUGUCCUCUGAACUGUGCUAAUGGAGGAACCUGUAUGGAUGGCGUCUGCUCCUGUCCUGAAGGCUACCAAGGAUCAUUCUGCCAGAUUGGAAUCGGUUUCCAGUCCUCUAUUGUCAUCAUUCCAAGCAUUGAGAAGAGCCCUAUGGUCGGUGAGGACAUAGAGUUCUUGUGUAGGACCAGUGGAGCCAAUGCCCCAAGGUAUCCAUUCUGGAGGAACCCCACUGGCAAGGUCAUCUCGUCGAAUCCUUCAAUUCGCGACCACCGAGUGUACACCCAGCGUCUGUCAGACUACGAGACUAAGUUGAUCAUCCAUAACUUUACCAACAAUGAUAUGGGUAUCUACCGUUGCAACGGAGGCCCUCUGACAACCACCUUCACUAUUGUCUUGGCAGAGCGAUCAUGCGAUCCACCCUGCAGCAAUGGAGGAACAUGUAACAAUGGAGUCUGUGACUGUGCGGAUGGAUUUAUUGGUGGACACUGUGAACUCAGGGGAUGUUUCCCAGUAUGUAUCAAUGGAGGUAUCUGUCGGGAGGGGUCGUGUCAUUGCCAAGCAGGUUAUGUUGGAGACCACUGCCAAGUCCUUCUACCAGUCAGUAUCAACAUUGUCCCAAGCCAGGAUUCGGAUCCACGCCUAGGAGGAACCAUCAGUUACCUUUGCUCGGUCAAUGAUACCAACCUGGUAGAACCACCUGUCUGGAGGAACCUUCAGGGAGAGGACAUCGCAUAUGACCGAGCUCGUAUCCGUGUAGAGAGUCCAUCCCUUGGCGAGACACGUCUCAUAAUAAGCAACCUUCAGGAAACAGACACAGGCACCUACACUUGUUUAGCUGGCCCUAUAGAGGGCAGUGUCUAUGUUGCUGUCCAACGUGAGUAACCUCUUCCUCAUUUCCGUUUCAUGUACCAUUUGAAACAGUUGUCUUCUUGUAUUUAUAUUUGUGGAAAACCCAAUGAUUUUGAAGAGCAGUUUUACUUUGCUUUUCAUUUGAAAGGUUUUCCUCUUUAUGACCAAUUUCUCUAUUUCAACCUUUUAUUAAUGUGAAAUAAUGCAAUACUGUGGUUUAUAAUUAGAUUUCAAAUGCUAAGGUCAGUAAAUCUUGAAUAACAUGGAUCUUAGCUCAAGUUUUCUUGGGCAUAGGAAUCAAUUGGUUUACACCCAACAUUUGUUUCUAUUGAUGUUGCCUUGGUGAACAAUGGUUUAAAAUCAAUUAGUUAACACUACUCAAUGGGUUAAAACACAACUUUCAUUACCAUUGGAAUUGCAUUGAUGAACAAUGGUUUAAUACCACUGGGUUUACACUUCUCAAUGGGUUAAACACCAAUGGAAUAGCACGGUGUAAUAGGCAAACACAUUUUCUGUUUCCAUUGAACAUUGGAUUUCAAACUUACUCUGCGACCUAAUAUUUUGUAAAUUAUUUAAUAUUGAAGAAAGUGAGGUACUGUAGGAAGAAUGAUAAUAUCGAUGGGCUUUUCUAUAAAGCUGUAUAUGAAAUUGCACAUGACAUUAUGAACAAUUGAAAUACACCUGUAUAUUCUGGUGCUAAAUGUGAUACCCCAAUUUUUUCCUUCAUGUUACGACGUAGUUUGGCCAAAAACCCAGAUAAAAUUUUGACAAAAAACAAAGGUUGCAUUCAAAUGCAUGUUUUAAAUAAGAAUUCGAUUCUACAAUGAUUGGAUUUUAACUUACGGUUAAGAGAAUAAAGAUGAUUGAAAACCUUUAAGUCUUUUGUAAAGUUAUGUAUAACUCCAUACACAGCUUGAAAAUAAAGCUUUCCAGUCCCAGAUAUUUUGAGUACUGUACAGUAGUUUCUAGGUGAUGUGUUGUGUUGAGUGAAAACUGUACCAGUACAAAGAAAAUUUGCCUUUCAUCAAAUAAUGAGUUCUUUCAGAGAGACUGAACAGAGCUAGAAUUUGUUGCUUCAUCUAUGCUGUAUUAGAGUCUAGUUAUUCACAGCCAUCUUUCUGAAAAGGAUACCUCUUUUCAUUCUGGGAUAAACAUUUGAAGAAUAAAUUACUUUUAUAUGAAUGACCGUAAUGCCUAUUGCCCCUUUUGUUGUUAAUGAAAUCAUUUUUCAAAAGUGAAACUAUAAUAUUUUUUUGUGUCAACUUAUUUCAUUUUACAAAGUGUUAAUGUUUAGAAUGGCAAUUUCUUUAAAAUUAUAGAUGAAUUAAAAGCAUCAUUUCAUCAGUCUUCUCCUUUUAGAUAAACAAUGUUUUUUUUUAAUGGUGAUCCUGUACAUAUGUGCCAUGCUCUGUAUAAACAUAAAUUUACUGUGGUAUUUAUGAAAUAUAUUUUUUUUGUGAGAAAUGUAUGAAAAAUUAUAUUUCUGUUUGCAUGCAUUUUGUCUGCAAAGAUCCUUUUGUAUUCUUUAAAAAAUUGCCUCAUUUAGUCAUUUUUUACUUGGUGUGUAUCUGUACAUGUACAUAAACAUGUGAAGUAUAAUUAUCAGAUUCAUUUUUCUACUAUGAUCAAUAAUCCAUUUCUUCUUUUGGUUAAUACAUUUAUAAUAUGGUAAGUUUGUAUUUCCCUCAUGUCUAACAAUAUUGAGUUUUGGAUGUAUAUUUAAUGUGCAUUUAUGUGGUACAUUGUUAACAUUUCUUGCCAUUUUAUGCUCUUUAAACAAAUUCCAUUUACUCUGAAGAGUACUUUAAAAAUUAUAUUACAAUUACUGUUACGAAAAUGUGAAGAAAAUGAUAACUCAAAAUUAUUGAAUUUGAGUCAUGUGUAGAGGAUUCUGUAAAUUAUGUACACUGAGUAUUGAUUAUUUUAAUAAAGUCA